This is a messenger RNA of Polyodon spathula (Mississippi paddlefish), 785 nucleotides long. It is a transcript of the gene sap18, whose product is annotated as Sin3A-associated protein. Gene Ontology annotation, molecular function: transcription corepressor activity; transcription factor binding. Gene Ontology annotation, biological process: negative regulation of DNA-templated transcription. The record is from RefSeq and is a predicted model, not a curated record. Gene Ontology annotation, cellular component: nucleus. Bases 54 to 515 code for a protein of 153 amino acids. The transcript has 4 exons. NCBI's taxonomy places the organism in Eukaryota, Metazoa, Chordata, Actinopteri, Acipenseriformes, Polyodontidae.
GCUCUUUGCAGGAGGUCAGUGUGUUCAGAUAGAAGCGAGGUGUUUAACUAAUAAUGGCCGUGGAAUCUCGAGUCACACAAGAAGAGAUAAAAAAAGAACCAGAGAAACCGGUCGAUAGAGAAAGGACAUGUCCGCUGUUACUGAGGGUGUUUACAACUAACAAUGGCAGACAUCACAGAAUGGAUGAAUUUGCCCGGGCAAAUGUCCCAUCCAGUGAGCUGCAGAUCUAUACAUGGAUGGAUGCAACUCUGAAGGAGCUAACCAGCCUAGUGAAAGAGGUCUACCCAGAAGCUCGAAAGAAGGGCACGCACUUCAGCUUUGCGAUUGUCUACCCAGAUCCUAACCGCCAGGGCUACAGGGUGAAGGAGAUUGGCAGCACAGUUUCAGGAAGGAAAGGCACAGAUGAUUCCAUGACGUUGCAGUCACAAAGGUUCCAGAUAGGAGACUAUUUGGACAUAGCAAUCACACCUCAGAACAGAGCACCGCCUCCACUGGGACGCAUGCGACCUUACUAACAAGAUCAGCAAAAUAAAAGGGCUUCUGGGCUGGUUAAAUGCACACACACCCCCCCCAACUAGAUAGACAUGCAUUCUGUACAUUUUCAGUAAUUGUCUCAUUCCCACAUUAUUAAAAUUGCAGUUUAUUUUUAAAAGCCCUUCUAAACUUUGCAACAAUACAGAUUUUUGUCAACUGUAUUUUGAUGCAAGGAAAAUCUAAUCUUGUUAGAAAUGUACUUUUGGAUUGUAUGUUGUGUUUAUGUUAAUAAAUACCUGAAAUUGUUUGAA